AUGGCAGAGCCACCUCGUUACAACCAUCGUGAUGAAGAAAUACAAAGUGAUGAAGAGUCUUUGCAUACAUUAGCGGUUCUUGUGGAACAAGCAUCAAGAGUCUUCGCAUAUAUUGAUGACCCAGUGGAUGAAACUCCCGAAGACCAAAUCUAUCCUAAUGUUCCGGUAUACUUCUCCUCUCCCUAUGCAAUUUUACCUGAGAGAAAAUCCUCCGGUACUGCAGGAUAUGAUUUAGCAGCAAGCCAUGACUGCACCAUACCACCACGAGGGAGGGCUCAAAUACAUACCGGUAUUGGUAUGGAAAUUCCAUGGGGAAGAUAUGGAUGA
This is a messenger RNA of Zingiber officinale, 327 nucleotides long. Its product is annotated as deoxyuridine 5'-triphosphate nucleotidohydrolase-like. The record is from RefSeq and is a predicted model, not a curated record. Bases 1 to 327 code for a protein of 108 amino acids. NCBI's taxonomy places the organism in Eukaryota, Viridiplantae, Streptophyta, Magnoliopsida, Zingiberales, Zingiberaceae. The transcript has a single exon.